Molecule: messenger RNA, 1243 nt
Organism: Jaculus jaculus (lesser Egyptian jerboa)
Lineage: Eukaryota; Metazoa; Chordata; Mammalia; Rodentia; Dipodidae
Gene: Sdr39u1
Product: short chain dehydrogenase/reductase family 39U member 1
Exons: 7
Coding region: 12-941 (309 amino acids)
Source: RefSeq, a predicted model, not a curated record
UCUCUGUCGUUAUGCGGGUGCUUGUGGGUGGCGGGACGGGAUUCAUUGGGACCGCCCUGUCCCAGCUGCUGAAAGCCAAGGGCCACAAAGUGACGCUGGUCUCCAGACAGCCUGGGCCAGGUCGAAUCACGUGGAAUGAGCUCACUAGGUCGGGGCUUCCCAUCUGCGAUGUUGUCAUCAACCUGGCUGGAGAGAACAUCCUCAACCCUUUGCGAAGGUGGAAUGAAGCCUUCAGGGAAAAAGUGCUCAGCAGCCGCUUGGAGACCACCCAGAUGCUGGCACAAGCUAUCACCAAAGCCACACAACCCCCCCAGGCCUGGAUAAUAGUCACAGGUGUAGCUUACUACCGGCCCAGCCUGACUGCGGAGUACGAUGAGGACAGCCCGGGAGGGGAUUUUGACUUUUUCUCCAACCUAGUAACCAAAUGGGAAGCGGCAGCCAGGAUUCCUGGAGAUUCUACCCGCCAAGUGGUGGUGCGUUCUGAGAGGACAAAGGCCACACCUUCGAUUCCAGCACUCCGAGGCAGAGGUGUUGUACUGGGCCGUGGUGGUGGUGCCAUCAGCCACAUGCUUCUGCCCUUCCGCAUGGGUCUGGGAGGCCCCAUUGGCUCAGGUCACCAAUUCUUCCCCUGGAUACACAUCAGCGACCUGGCAGGCAUUCUCACCCAUGCCCUUGAAGAAAACUGUGUCCAAGGAGUCCUGAAUGGAGUGGCUCCAGCCUCCACUACUACCAAUGCUGAGUUUGCCCAGGCCUUGGGUGCUGCCCUGGGUCGCCCCGCCUUCAUCCCUCUCCCCAGCACUGUGGUGCAAGCUGUCUUUGGGCGAGAGCGUGCCAUCAUGCUACUAGAGGGCCAGAAGGUUGUCCCACGGCGGACACUGGCCACUGGCUACCAGUAUUCCUUCCCAGAACUGGGGGCUGCCUUGAAAGACAUCCUAGCCUAGGUGGGGAGGCCUGUAACAGGAGCUAAGACCUGUACCCAUAGGGAGGCUUCCUGGUUACAUACUAUGAGUAAGCUUAAGUGGUCCUGUACUUGAGAUCAGAAGUCCUUCCUCUUCCUUCUCCAUUGUUCCCUUGCUCCAGCUUAUCUAUCUUAAGGUUGUAAUCUCUUCAAAUUAUGACCUUCAACUCCUUGUAAAAGAAUUUCUGAGUUUUGUUUCUUUGUGUGUCACAUUGUUGUCCCAGUUCUCUGUAAAAAAAUGUUCUACAGUUUUGGCAAUAAAGAGAAAUGAUAUUAUUAACUUCA